Messenger RNA from Grammomys surdaster, 1617 nucleotides. Its product is annotated as olfactory receptor 4E1-like. Bases 594 to 1535 code for a protein of 313 amino acids. Lineage: Eukaryota; Metazoa; Chordata; Mammalia; Rodentia; Muridae. The record is from RefSeq and is a predicted model, not a curated record. Gene Ontology annotation, molecular function: olfactory receptor activity; G protein-coupled receptor activity. Gene Ontology annotation, cellular component: membrane. The transcript has 2 exons. Gene Ontology annotation, biological process: G protein-coupled receptor signaling pathway.
CAGCCACAGCUGUUUGCUUCCUUUAUGGUUCCCAUUCAGAGCUUAAAAGCUGAACGUUGCAUUUGGAACUAAUGAUAAGACUUGCACCUAAAGUGUGCAACAGGAGGAAACAAGACACUUCAUCCACAAUGGGAUUCUGAGUAAAUUGGUGACCUUUUGUUCUUAAAUUGUCCUGAUAACUGGGACAGCUCUGAAACUGAUUGCCCACAGCUCUGAAUCUCUACUCCUCUCUGGGUCUGAAAAAACACAGAAGAUACACUGCACUUACUCAACAGCUUCAGUCAGCUGGACGCCAUCCUAGGAACUCUUACUGCAGAAUUAAUUGCGUAGAGAGGAGAGGGCAAGAGUAUAGAUGCAAAAAGAUGGUUUUGUCAGAAAUCUGGAAUAGUACCUCUCUGUCCUGACUCAUGACCAACAGGCUCUCCAAGAACUGCGAUAAUACAAGGUUUUCUGACUUAUCUAAGUUUAUCCAACUUAAAGGAAGUUUAUUCUUCUGCUAGAAGAUAAUUUUCAUUAUAUUCAAACUUCCGGAACAAAGACCCAGGUAUCUUUGAAGGGACUGAGAGAAUCAGAAAGCACUCAGAAUUAUAAGAAUGGAAAAGGCUGUCCUCAUCAACCAGACUUCAGUGAUGUCAUUUCGGCUCACAGGUUUAUCUGCAAAUCCAAAAGUACAGAUGGCUGUGUUUUUCAUAUUCCUUAUUUUCUAUGUCCUGACACUGGCUGGUAACAUCCUCAUCGUCAUAACAAUCAUAUACGACCACCGGCUCCAUACUCCCAUGUAUUUCUUCCUCAGCAAUCUGUCCUUUAUUGAUGUCUGCCACUCCACUGUCACUGUCCCAAAGAUGCUGAGCGACACCUUGUCAGAAGAAAAGCUCAUCUCCUUUGAUGCCUGUGUGGUCCAGAUAUUUUUCCUGCACCUCUUUGCCUGCACAGAGAUCUUCCUGCUUACUGUCAUGGCCUAUGAUCGCUAUGUGGCCAUUUGUAAACCUUUGAGGUAUAUGACAAUAAUGAACUGGAAGGUGUGUAUGGUGCUGGGAGGGGCCAUGUGGACAGCAGGGACCAUCCACUCCAUAUCUUUCACCUCACUCACCAUCAAGCUGCCCUACUGUGGUCCUGAUGAGAUUGACAACUUCUUCUGUGAUGUACCUCAGGUGAUUGAACUGGCUUGCACUGACACGCGUAUCACUGAGAUUCUCAUCGUCUCCAACAGUGGGAUGAUCUCUAUGGUAUGUUUUGUGAUAAUUGUAGUAUCCUAUGCCGUCAUCCUUGUGAGUCUGAGGCAACAGAUCUCUGAUGGCAAGAGGAAAGCCCUGUCCACCUGUGCAGCCCAUCUCACUGUGGUCACUCUGUUCCUGGGGCACUGUAUCUUCAUCUACUCACGUCCAGCCAUCAGCCUUCCCGAGGACAAGAUUGUAUCUGCAUUUUUCACUGCUGUCACCCCUCUGCUGAACCCCAUAAUCUAUACCUUUAGGAAUGAGGACAUGAAGAGUGCCUUGAACAAAUUAAUCAGGAGGAAAGAGAGGAAAGAAAAGUAAAAAUGAUAAGUGCUCAGGAUUCUUGGUAAUCCAAAUCAAAGAAGCAACUAUAUAUUGUAUUUAACAGAUGAUGACAACAUUU